UGUUGAGAUUGUACAAAAUUUCCUCAAUUAAAGACGGUAAUGGCUAAAGCCCAAUCAAGAAAUAGAUAAUCGGCAAGAUUUAAGGCCUGGCAAUAUAAAAUGGAAGACGUUUCGUUUCUGGGUAGUUAUUUUGAUAGUAGUACCGUUUUUGACCGACUAAAUUAAUGAUGCUCUGUUGUUCAAAAAUGAGUGAAUUUUCUGGUAUGGCAAAAUACAUGGAGAAUGCGCCAUAGAGCUGCAAACUGAGGUAGUUUUCCGAUGAGCAUUCGCUACAAAUGUUUGUCAGGACAAGGUAGAUUUAAUGCAAUAACAAAAACCUUGCCAUCAGCUAUAGAGGCAGACGAAAAUAUGUUCACAUAAUGUUUGCCUUACAGCUUGAAAAACUGCUGAAAAGAGCGAGGAGCGUGUUAAUCGGGGUUCCAAAGGAAGGAAAAGAAGAAGGCGGAAUAUCGCUUGACAUACACAAAAAGCAGGGAGAUUUGUUAUCCAAAUGCGCUUUGUUUGUGUGCAACAAGUGGGAUGUAGUUCAAGAGCAAGAAGUUCAGUCGGUCAAGAAUGAUGUUGUAAAAAAACUGAAAAGAGCCUGGUCCGGCAUUGAUCCCGAAUCACAAAUCAUCUACAUGUCAACCAAAAGAGCUACUACCGCUCAAAACCUUGGUGUUAUCUCCAAAGACUUUUCCUCUUUAAUGGAAGGAAUGAGGUCGGUCAUCUUACAGAGCAUUGAAGCUAAGUUGGAACUUCAUUGGAAGUAAGCGUUAAUCUGGACUUCAAAUACAUUUACUCCUCGUUGUAACUUUCUAAUUCGAGUAACCUGAUGCCGGAGUCUUUCCAUUUUUCUUUUCUUUAAUAAUGAUUGAUGAUCUGAAUGCAAGAGGGGCAGCUAUGUGGAAAUAUGUAGAUGAUAAUACAAUUUCUGGGGUGGUAUGUAAAGGACAAGACAGCUGAAUAUUCUGCAAGUGGUAGACGAUCUCGUAAGGCAAGCAAGGAAUGUCGGAUUUCAGUUAAAUGAAAGGAAAGGCAAAGAUCUCAGGAUUAGCUUUGCAAGGAACGAGCCAGUUUUUCACCCUCUCUGCGUAAAUAACGGUCCGCAGACCCUAGAAACCGUGAACUGUGAAAUUGCUAGGACUUACUAUUAACGGUGAUAUAAAGUGGAAUUUGCAGGUGUCGCGGCCUACUUUGGGACGUUAAGUCGCUUUAAGUUACGGCGACUUAAGGUCCCACAGUAGGCCUGUUAGAAAGGUCUCAACAAGAUUAUAUUUUCUAAGACAACUAAGAAAUCGCAUCCUUAAUACCUGAGAGAAAAGUGUUGAAAAUCCUGAGACAAAAUUGUUUAAGGGCCUUGAUAAAUAAUCGUCCAGGGAUGUUCGACCACAAACAUGCAAACAAAAUACAUUUCUGCCUCUUGUUCAUUCUUCCAAGGCCAGACGAAGUCAGCCGGACUAAACACAGGGCGAAAACUACGAUGUUAGAACUGAUGUGCGUGUUGGGGGUGUCGAAGCGCAUAAAAGGGAGAAACAUCGCAUCGUUUUAUUUGUAAUAAAUUAUAAUAUAUGCAGUGUUAAUUAAAUAAGUAAUCCACAAUUCAUGGAAAAUUCGAGUCGACCUUUCAGUUUCUGGAGUAGCUUAACAGAGUAGGAGGGAGCCUGACACUAAAAUCAGUUAACUUGAAAUACCUUAAAAGGGUAGGGUGCUAAGUAAUAUCACUGCACGAAAUAUCGCCUUUGCCAAUAACUUUUUCCGCCGGGUCUCAGGAAGUUAAAAGGCUGUUUUUCCUUAUGCCUUUCAUUUAUUUUCCAAGUUGGUUAACACAGCGCCCUUCCGUUUCCUCAAAGGUGCGUUUUUUUUCUUUGCGAUUACUUCUUAGCAGAAACAAAUAAACGUGCUUUUUUUGUUUCAGUUGGCUUUACACACUUCUUUCAAGGAUUGUCGUUCAGGCAAAAAUGUUUGUGGUAAAUGCUUCCAGAAGCAACGAGGAAAUUAACCAGAAAAUGAAGGAGGUUAAUCACCGCUUGGAGGUAAUUGGAAAAGAUCAAAGGAAAGUGAUAAAAGAUCUGCACGGAUCUUUCAACGAAAAAGUUAAUGGUGUUGUGCAGCAACUCUGCGAAUACCUCUCUUCAGAAGAAGUAAUUGAGGAAUUUACAUCACGGUCGUCGGACAAGUUACAAGAUCUAGAUGAAGAGAUGUCCUGGAAAGAAGUGGAAGAGGAAAUCACCACCGUACUGUCUAGCCUGUUUCAAGAGAUUGUAGAGCGAUGGGAGGACGAAAACCGGGUGUUUGCAAAUGCUCGCCUCUUUCUCAUGCAAAAGUUUCAGGAUUGCUACGACGGUGUUGAAUCUGAGCUACAAAAUCUCCAAAGCGAUGCCACCGGUGUUCAUGGUGGCGCUGGCAUUUCAGAAAAGAAAACCUUUAGAUUUCACUUUUCCAUCCCCCGAAAGGCGUUGAUGCAGAUGAUGAUUUUUACCGUCGGGGCGCUUUUCUACAUCGCGGAAGCGAUCGAUGACGUGUUCGAUUCUGAGUUGUUGGACUUUUUGGAAAAUCUUUUUGAACCUGACGUCGAAAAGUUUUGGACAAAAACGUCCACAAAUUUCCUCGCUACCAGAAGAAAGAACAAGGAGCUUAGAAAGUUUGUGCAAGACAAAUUAAGAGAUGCUAAGCUCUAUCUUGAUCACAUUGAAGAAUGUCUUCCAGCACUGAUAGAGGCGGACAGAGAACUAUAUAAACAACUCUCACGUAAGCUGUUGGAGGAAACUCGUUCUAAGGAAAAAACAAAAGAUCGCUACGAACCAAUAUUGGUUAAGGGAUCACAACUAAGAGAUCAGCUAGCACUAUUUGGCAUAACAGAUGUUUGUGUAGUCAAAAUAGACCGAGAAGAAUUAGACUGGAAAGAAGAAAUGUCAUCCCACCUCGGCAGUGGAGCAUUUGCUGCAGUUUACAAAGGAACAAUGACAAGAAGGGAAGAGGUUACGACUGUGGCUUUGAAGGUGUGCAAAGAGGCGCUCAAUGCCGAUAAUGCCAGCGAAAUCAUGCAGGAGAUGAAAAUUUUGAGGCAGGUUGAAAUGUUUCGUUUUGUUUUUUUACGUCCCUAAUCGUUCUUGUAGGUCGCACAGGGUCAGAUUAGUGUGUUGUGAAGCGUACCCUGAUUAUAGAUGACUAGAACGUCUAACUACAGAGCACAGGCAGUGCAUUCUCCUCAGUUACUUUAAGCCCCAAGUGUUGCCUGGCUGGGAAUCGACCUCAGACCUAUACUGCUUGCUUUGAGGGUACGAAUUAUGUAAAAACGUCUCUAAUACCUCGAAUAUUAUAUACUUUAUAUGGUAUGGCACUUGGCAACACUUCAAAGAAAAAAGAGAAAUAGAAAUUUCGAAGCUUAAUUACAAUACUUAUUACAACUGUCAUGAAUAGUGACAGGAGGUGGAGAAUUGCUUUCUGUACUGUGCUUCGUGUAGAAUUUACAUAUGAAACACGAGAGGCAGUGUUUCAUCACGUCAACACCGGGAAAAGAGGUUACAAACUUAACGACGUCCAGUGGAGUAGUAUAUUUUGAGACACUUUUGGAAUGUUGAUAUAACUUUUCAACUAAGGAAACGUUUCCGUAGGAGACGUCAAGCUGACUGCAAAAACAAGAAGUUUUUCAUCAGAUAUAAUCACGUCAACAUAACCUGCAUGAUUUCCUUUGAAUUAUUAUCCAUGAGUUGAGAGAAUAGAUUGAGAUAUAAAUCAUAUUUGUACUGCAUAUGAAUUCCUAUGUUUUUGAAAGGCUAACAAAGUUGAAAAAGUGAUAAAGUGAUACUCAUUAUGCCACCUUUAUGUUUUACAACUAUGUAAAGAAAUCAUUGGGGAACCUUAAAAGAGUUCAUCAGAGCUUGCUGUGUUUCCCUUUGCCUUAACCGUAUAUAUUUUUUGUAAUAACAAGAUUAUGUAGAAUAUAUGCAGGUUGGCAAUAAAACGUACCUAUGUAUUAUUGAAAACAAAGUUGAAGAACCAGUGAGAUUAAUAAUUCCAUCUAUAUUUCUUCUGUUCACCAGAGUGCUUAACCACCCUCACAUCGUUCAGUUUUAUGGCAUAUCUCUUGUUAAGAGCACCUCGAGAAUGAUUUUUGUCAUGGAGAAGUGCAAAGGUAACUUAAAGAACUACAUCUUCAGAGAACUAAAGUCAGCUGCUGGUAGAUCUGAAAAUCCUACUAUCGUCGGAGACUUAUGCCGUUACGCAAAAGAGAUAACCGACGGUUUGGCUUUCAUUCAUGCAAUGGAAGUGGUGCACAGGGACCUAAAGCUGGAAAAUAUCUUGGUAUGGAGCUAGAAUAUUUUAUCAGGAUAGUAAAUAUAAUGUCGUUUGUUCGUGUGUGCAAAUUGAAGCGGGGCAAGGUAAUCUUAGGAUGACGUCUUCUUCCUAAAUGUAACGUCAAAACGUCGGACAUAGGUAGAAUCCUAAUGUCUCAAAUUUCAACUAGGGCUGUUUUUUUUUUUUUAAUUUACUUUUUUUAAUUGCACUUUAUUGAAAACAACAAUGGUAACAAGAAAAAAAGUGCAACGGAAAAAAAGAGGUUAAGACAAAGAAAACACAACAACAACAAAACUAAUGUUACAGUACUGCAAUUUACGAGUUGUAACAUGUCAUUUGUUCGAUUAAGGCUGGUGUUACACAUAACAGAAAAUACAAGAAAAUUAAAAAACUGCAUAAAGAAAUGUUCCCCUUCUGCAAAUAAACUGGUGGCUGAUAUCAAGGUAUUAGAAAAGUGGGCUGUGAAGUUAGUCUGUGGAGUAACACUUGAUUUUUGGGUGAUCUGACUCUUGCGAUUUGCUCGGUUUUUCCACGAUUUAGCACAAAAAGUGUUACCGGAAAAAAAAAAAAAAUAACAACGCAAGUAUAAAACGGACAUGGAUCUCAAUUAAUUUAUUUAUGCGAAUGAAAUGCAGGUUGAGUUUGUUUUACUGGGUUGGUCGGAACGUUGAUUGUGGGAAAAAGCGACUCAGAAGAUGGGGCAUGAAUGUGAGCUAGCCGUAAUAAGAUCAAUCAACCGCACAGGGACGAGCUGUUUGAAUGGAAAUGAACGCGAACAUUCAUUCCCAGUGAGAAAACCAUAAAGACUGGAGCAAACACAAAAAUACCAAAAAUGAUUUAAAAACGUGACAAUCCCCGAAAAAGUUAAACAAUCUCAGUGAGUUUGAGUCUGAUUUAACGUACGUUUCGUAUUAAACACCUCUCUCCCACUAAAAUGAGUAUUCGGGAACCAGGUUUGGUGAAGUGUGAGGAUGGGCGAUACCUGGAGGUUAAGUUAAGGGACAUUUUCGAGGAAAAGAGACCAGUAAAUCCUACAGUUUACUGUUCUCCAAAAAAAAAAAAAAAACGGGAAUCUAUUGACCAGCCCGCUGCCAUGCAACACGGAAGUUAUUAUUUGUUUUGUAAUUUAUUGCUUUUAAUUAAUUAAUUUUUUUCACACUUAAAUAGUGAAUACAAAACAAAAACGCUACAAAACUUUACCAAAUUACUUAAAAAAACAUUACAAAAACAUAUCCAAACAUAUCUAUACGCAAGGAAGUUCUUAGAAAAUAUACAUUUACAUACCUACUUAUGGCCUUGGCUCCAACUAGUGUCCUGUAGCUCAAUGGUAGAGUGUCUGGAUUAGUAACCAGACUGUCAUAGGUUCGACUCCUAAUACAAUUACGUACUUAUUACGCGCUUGUUAUAACAUAAUAUAUUGUCUCAUUAAAGUUGUCUGAAGAAAACACAGUAAAGAUUGCUGACGUGGGCCUGGCCAAAGCAGAAGUAGACAUCACGGGCACUCUUGCAGGAACACCUGUUUAUAUGGCACCGGAAGUGCGUCAUUCCCGAGUCUACCACUCCAAGGCAGACAUCUACAGCCUGGGGCUGAUAAUGUGGGAGAUGUGGUACGCACAGCAGGCCUUUGCUGACGCUCCGGGAAAAACAUUUCAAGAUUUCUUUAAGUGGGUGGAUGAGGGUAACCGUCCAGUUGACAGGCAGGGUUGCAAGACGCCUCCAUCCUUCUGGGAACAGCUGAUGAAACAGUGUUGGGAUGGGAAUCCAGAUGAACGCCCAACAGCCAAAGAAUGUAACGAAAGAAUAGUCAGUUCUGUAAGAUCUGAAACUUAUCUCAUAUAGAAUAAGUAGUAGACUUGCAAAUGUCAGAGCUUUGUGACAAAAUUCCAGAAGUACCAGAAAAAGGAUUAGAAAAUUAGAGGCUUCUCUGUUGUCACUCUCAAAAGAGGCAGGCAAUCAUAAACCAAAUAGAAAUGUGAUCAAACUCAAUUUUGAUCAGAUCUUUGAUAAUCCACUACAAAAAACAGACACGAACAAAUAAAAACAAGGAUACUUAGUUAGUGAGGGAAAAAUUACGUUUAUGCUGAAAGCCUUCAAUUUUCCAAAAGUUAACUACCAAGAAAAAAAGUUAUAGAAUAUGCAGAUGUUAACUUGUCGUAGUUGUAACGCUGUGAGUUGACUUGACUUUUGUAUCAUCAUGGGGAUUACCGUGAAGCACGAAAUUUUUGCGGGAGUUUAUUUUUGCAGAUUAGCGAUUUCUUGUGUUUUGCGGGAACUGAUUUUUGCGAUUUUCAGAAAGCACCCAGUACCAGCAUUGAUAAUAUUUUCGUUUUUAUUGAGUACGUGCAAUAGAAAUACAUAUUUUCAAACAAUAAACCAGUAUUUCAUUGUAUACCAUUUUGUUUCUGAAUGAAACAAUGCGGGGCAAGCAUUCCCGCGGUAAAUUGUCAUAGUUUAGUGUUUAUUAUUUUAUUUUUUUUUUUUCAGUUGUUUUUUAUGUUUCUUUUCCUUUUAGAAAAAUGCAAAAAAAUUAAAUGCAAAAAUUGGCUUGAUCGCAUAAAACUGUACCGCUUCGGUAGCUUGUCCAAGGAAUUAAAAGCUAAAGAGACAAUCAAUUAUGAGUUAAACUGUUUUGUACACAAG
This is a messenger RNA of Porites lobata, 6921 nucleotides long. NCBI's taxonomy places the organism in Eukaryota, Metazoa, Cnidaria, Anthozoa, Scleractinia, Poritidae. The record is from the annotation of a GenBank genome assembly.